Molecule: messenger RNA, 900 nt
Organism: Plasmodium relictum
Lineage: Eukaryota; Apicomplexa; Aconoidasida; Haemosporida; Plasmodiidae
Exons: 1
Coding region: 1-900 (299 amino acids)
Source: RefSeq, a predicted model, not a curated record
AUGAAAAUAUUUUUUAAAGUAUUUUUCUUAAUUUUUUUAACAUAUACUCUCCAAGGAUUAUGUGAAGAAAAUAAUAUAAAAGAGCAUAAAAGUUCUAAUUUGAUGAAGGUUUACCAUGCAAUAGUGAAAUCUUUAAUAAGCGAUGGCCAAAUAAAUAAUUUAAUUAAAAAACACAAUGUGGAUUAUUCAGCUUCUGAUUUAUUAGGAAAUGUACCUGAUGUUGAAGAAAUUCCUAAAAGUUCUGAGAAGGACGAUGUGUUAAAUAAAAUAUUAAACAAUAAAGAAGUAAAAGUAGGAGCACUAAAAGGAAAAAAUUGGGGUUCCAUAGGAAACUAUGAGGUAAAUCCACCAACGGGGUUUUGGCCAGAAUUAAUGUAUUUAAUAUGGAAAACUAUUUCUAAAAAAGUAUUUAAUGAUGAAAAUGCAAUUAAAGUAAAAUACUUAUUUUUUGCUGAUGUUUUUAAUGCUUUGAAUAAUAAUGAAAUAGAUAUGACUGACAAUUAUUUUCUUUCACUUCAAAAUUCAAAAGAAAACUUAAGAAAUAAUAUAUCAAAAAUAUCACAAGGUUUAUCUUUAAUUAACCAUUCUAAUAAAAUUUUGGUUUUAAAAGAACAUAAUAUUAAUAACUUAAAUGAUCUUAAAUCAUAUAUUUUAAAAAAUAAUGAUGUGAAAAUUGCAUGCUUAACUGAAGCUAACUGUAAAGCCUUCAAAGAUAUUUUUCAAAGUGGCGUCAAAUAUGUAUAUGGUAAUUAUUCAUCGUAUAAUGAUUUAAGUCAAAGUAUUCUAUCAAAAGAAAACCUAGCUGGUAUUGUAUCUGGAUUGCCAAAAGAUUUUAAUGAUCCUAAAUUAACUAUUAUUGAUUCCUUAACAAAAACUGCCCAUUCUCCAUUUUUUAGGUAA